UGACAUUAAUGCAGUGUAAGCCGUCGGCCGUGCCAUUUAAAUUUUAGGUAGCCAAUCCAAAAUUGAUAGUACCUACCUAAAAUGUAGGGAAUUUUUUCUAAAUGUUUUUUGUACAUGGUGCUGUUCCUUUCUUAAGUUUGUAAGAUAUAUAUGUAUCAAAUUAGUGAAUAAAUGCGAAUAAAAAACGUAUUUAUUGUACCGUUUAACUAUUAGAAUAAAACAAUGUUAUUUAGUAAUUAAUGAUUGAACAAAUUUUAGUUUGAAGUAUUUAUGAGUAGUAAUGAUUGAUAUUCAUUUUUGUUAAUUAUAGUCUAUUGAAACUAUUCUAAUAUACUUAUUAAUAUUUUCGUACUUCAGUAACUUUAUAAAUCUACGGUUCUCAUUUACAUUUUCAUUGCAAAUAAAAAGAUCCAAUAAUGAUGUAUAAGGAGAACAUAAAGAAAAAAGAUAUUAUUGUGAUCCUCAUAAACCUUAUGGUGCUAUUCCUAGUUGUGUAUAUUUAUUUUAUUGUUGAAAAUUUGAAAAUGAUUUUUUUCAAUGGAGUCCCAUGCGUAUUGAAAACAUCAAAAUCUGGAAGUUUAUUCGAGGGUAGCAAUGACGAAUUUGUUUUUAGCAAUGAAAAUAAACAACAUGUGGUCAUUAGAAAGGCCAGAUCACUUUCGGAAACGACAUUUCAAAAAUCAUCUCUGUUCUCUUUGGCUCAAACGAACAUAGAUUUUGAACAAAACGGUGUUUUGGGACCAUGGAUACUAUCUAACAAGAGUUCGUCAGUGAAUAUGCCAACACCUGUCAAAUUAACAUCUAGAAGAACUAUAUUAGAAAUUCUGGAUGAUGGGCUCUAUCUAAUUUACAUUCAAGUAUACUAUUUGUCAUCUACAAAAAGAAACAGUUUUGCUGUAACGAAGUUGUCUUCUAAUAUUAACGACACAUUGGCAGUAUGCAGUUGUAUGGGUGAUCUGGGUGCUGAAAUGUCCUGUUUUACAUCAAUUGUUGACUAUUUCAAAGUGGGCGAAUCUAUAUCAGUUAGACUUCGCGAAAAGCUCUCUUCUGGAAUGCUUCUCAGUCGUAAAGGUACUCAUACUUAUUUGGGACUUACCAAGUUAUCAUGAUAACAUACUUAACUCUGUGAUUUAAAAAAGAAAUUUAAAACAGUAUUAUUUUUAAUGUUAUAUUAUUUUAACAAUUUUUUUUGUAUUUAAUAAGGUUAGCAUUUUUUUUUGUUAUUAAAUAUAUAUGAACUUAAAAGAAGUUGUUUUAUUUUAUCCAUUUAUAAUAAUAAUUAUUCAGAAAAAAUAACUUAAUUUUAAUUUUAUCUUAGGAUUAUAAAUAAGACUGAUGACAAUAUCAAACAACUAUGGUUUUUAUUAUAUAUUUGUAAUAAUAUAUUUAAAGUUAUUCUAUAUUUCUUUUAAGACCUUA
Messenger RNA from Adelges cooleyi (spruce gall adelgid), 1419 nucleotides. RefSeq lists its product as uncharacterized. The coding region runs from base 417 to 1109 and encodes 230 amino acids. Gene Ontology annotation, biological process: immune response. Gene Ontology annotation, molecular function: tumor necrosis factor receptor binding. Gene Ontology annotation, cellular component: membrane. The transcript has 5 exons. NCBI's taxonomy places the organism in Eukaryota, Metazoa, Arthropoda, Insecta, Hemiptera, Adelgidae. The record is from RefSeq and is a predicted model, not a curated record.